Messenger RNA from Culex quinquefasciatus (southern house mosquito), 3996 nucleotides. RefSeq lists its product as uncharacterized. Gene Ontology annotation, molecular function: sugar transmembrane transporter activity. The record is from RefSeq and is a predicted model, not a curated record. Lineage: Eukaryota; Metazoa; Arthropoda; Insecta; Diptera; Culicidae. Gene Ontology annotation, biological process: transmembrane transport; carbohydrate transport. Gene Ontology annotation, cellular component: membrane.
UGCAAAGGCGAUAGGCGCGCGUGCUGGAAAAACUCGUCGUCGUCGGUUGUUUCGGCAGCACCACACUGUGUGCUGUGCUGUGCCGUGUGUCGCGUGUGUGUGUAUGUGUAUGGUCCGUGUGUGAGCGGGCAACCCAUGAGCACUGAGGGGACUGGCCCACAUCAGGAAGACACCAGCCAGUAGAAGUUACUAGCCGCCACAGCACACGCCGUCGUAACGCGUGACCAAGAAGUUUCGGGUGAGGCGUUCACGGAGACACAAGACUGAGUCGUCGUUGAGUAACUUCGGGUUGGAGAAGAGUCCGCGUACCCUAAAAUAUCAGCAAAAAAAAAAUAUCGUGUUAAAGUGUUCAAUAAAUAAUCUAGUUUUAUUUCCUCGGUGGAAGUUGUGAAUACUCGAAGAAGACACCCCAUCCUACCCUCGAGAUAUCGUUAGAAAUCGCGUUACGAGUUCGAUGUAGUGGAAAAUGUCCUACCUCCAGAGAAUUAUAGGAUGUUUGUGAGCAAGUAAAUUUUAUGUUAGAGGUUUUACGAGAGUCUUUACGUUGAAGGUUUCCCCAAUUUCCGCAUUGUGCAGCACAACAGGCAAAUUUCGCUAAAUUAUUAAAUAAUUUAUAGCUCCAAUGAAAAAUUGGCCCCAUUUCAACCAACCAGGAGCGCGUGUCAUCGAGCGAAAAGUGAGGCAAUUUCCGGCCGUAAUCGAGCCCUGCCUGGAAGCAGAAGGUGAUGAGGGAAGGUGAAAAUCGUGCCCAUCGUAAAGAUCCCUAAUUCAAUUUCGAAAAAAAGGUGUGUGUAUCUUCAGGAGCGUGAUGAACGCAGAACAUCGACGAGUGGCGCAAGUAACGACGACGACGAUGCUGAUGGCGAGGCACUUGUGAUAGCGAAAUAUAUAUUCUAAAAGGUGCUGCUGCUGCGUGAGAAAUAUCUUGUGAGUGCGUUUGAAGUGAGUGAGUGAAGGAGUGAUAUUUUUGUUUGGUUCAGAGAAGAGAGGCAGCGAAGCAGCAGCCGAGCGCAGCAAAAUGUACGUCGAGUACGGCGAACGAAGGAACAACGAACGGGACGCGAUGAUGGCCGGCAACAAGUUUAUGGUUUCACACCUGCACCGGUCAAACCAAGACCCUCCCCUGCACCACCCAAUCGAACCUCUAGACCACUACUCCGUGACUACGACGCAACGAAUUCCUCCCCAUCCCCAUCAGCAGCAGCAUCAUCCUCAUCCUCGACCUGUGCAGCAAUCCAGCAGUCUAUCCAGCGGCAAGCACGUGAAGCUGAAACCAGCCGACCUUGGUUACAACAAUUACUACCAGCCCUCGAACCAACAGCCCAAAUCUGCGCCGCCAAAACCGCUAGACUAUAAAAAAUUAAACAAUCACACCAGCACCGCUGGUGGUCCAGCUGGGAUACUGAAAAACAACCACCACGCCACCGGUGGUCACUCCAAGCAGCGGCGUCCGCUGAUUUACGAGUUGAAACAGUAUGAGUACUUCAACAGCAACGACAGCACAGGAAGUAAGCAACUGCCAGCGCCAGCAGUCAAGAACACCAACAGUGUCCUGCAGCAGCACUACAGCGGCCACAACUACAACAUCAACUACAAUCUGAACUUUACGAAAAAUCAAUACAACAUACUGAUAUCGCCACCAACGACGACAGCAGCCGGUGGACAGCAGGCUCCACCGUACGACGAGAACAAUCACUUCAUUAGUAGCCAUUAUCAGCAAUCACAGCAGCAAAACUACCAGAACAACGCUAGGAACUACAAGAACAACAACGCAAACCGUCAUCAUCAGCAGCAACAUUCCUUGUACAGCAACAACAACAACCACUACAAUCAAUAUCUUAGCAAUCAACAUCAGCAGCAGCAUCACUCGUCCAAGCAGCAGCAGCAACAUCAACCCGCCUACUUGGACGAGAAGCCACCGCUGUUUGUGGACGGUGACCACGAGCUAGGCAAGAUGCAGCGCGAGGAGAUUAUCAUCGAGCACAGUCAGCUGGUUGGAGACGGAAGUGGACCAGGCAUCGUCAUACACCCGGCCGGCGGAGGCGGCCACCCUGCGGGACAGGGUGGUGGAGCGGCCGGUGGACGACAGCCACUAUUGCGCGGCAAAGGCCUUGGCGGAUUAGGAGGAGGAGGAGGUGGAGGGGGGAAGCUAACGGCCAUCAACCGAUCGCAUCAUUUCACGCAGAUAAUCGCAGCCCUCGCCGUAUCGAUCGGACCGCUGGCGGCCGGCCUCGGGAAGGGCUACUCCAGUCCAGCCAUCGCGAGUCUCCAGGAGCUGCAGAUCCGGCAACGGGGCAACUACACGUCCUUCUCUGUCAACGAUCAGCAGGCCAGCUGGAUCGCGAGUCUGUCGCUGUUGGGUGCCCUGUUCGGUGGCAUGUUCGGCGGCGUCGCCAUGCAGUACGGCCGGAAGCGGGUGCUGGCGCUGAUGUCGCUUCCGUUCUCGCUGUCCUGGAUCCUGACCGUGUUCGCCAAAUCCGUGGAGACGAUGUUCUUCACCGCGUUCAUCGGCGGGUUUUGCUGCGCCAUCGUGUCCACCGUGACGCAGGUGUACAUCAGCGAAAUCUCGUCGCCGGACAUCCGGGGCUUCCUCAGUGCGAUCCAGAAGAUUGCCGGCCACAUGGGCAUGCUCAUCUCGUAUCUGCUCGGCGCGUACCUGGACUGGCGGCAGCUGGCGAUGCUGGUCUCGGUGGCGCCGAUUAUGCUCUUCAUAUCUGUGAUCUAUAUACCGGAAACGCCGAGCUUCUUAGUGUUAAGAGGUUGCGAUGAUGAAGCUCAUCGCUCACUACAAUGGCUUCGGGGUCCACAAAACGUAGAGAUAGAACUCGACACCAUCCGAUCGAACGUACGUACAUCGAGAAUCAACCUGCUGAACCGGAUGUCCUCGGUGGCGACGACCACGACGACGACCGUGUCCAGCGCUGCCAGUGGCCAGCCCGGCCUGCAGCAGCAACAACAACAGUCACAAUCCACGUCAAGCCAGCUGGCUGGCUUUGUGCGGUCCUGGCACCUGCCCCGCAUCUCGUGCGACGCCAUCAUGGCCAACGUGAAGGCCGUCAUGCGUAACGCCCGCCUGGUCAAGCCAGUUUCCAUCACCUGCGGCCUUAUGAUCUUCCAGCGGUUCACCGGUGCCAACUCGUUCAACUUUUACGCGGUGAGCAUCUUCAGCAAAACCUUCGCCGGGAUGAACCCCCACGGAGCGGCCAUCGCCGUCGGGUUCGUCCAACUGCUCGCAUCGAUGCUGUCCGGUCUGCUAAUCGACACCGUUGGCCGCAUCCCGCUCCUAAUCGUGAGCAGCGUCUUCAUGUCCCUCGCCCUGGCCAGCUUUGGGUCGUUCGUGUACUACGGCCACACGAACAAGCUGCUUGCGACGGCAAACUUCGAUCUGGACGCGCCCGUCGGCAACAACGACUGGAUUCCGCUGCUGUGCGUGCUGGUCUUCACGGUGGCGUUUUCGCUGGGCAUUUCGCCCAUUUCGUGGCUGCUGGUCGGGGAGUUGUUCCCGCUGGAGUACCGCGGCAUUGGAAGCUCGAUCGCGACCAGCUUCAGCUACUUCUGUGCCUUCCUCGGUGUCAAGACGUUCAUGGACUUUAAUGCAUGGUUCGGCCUGCACGGCACCUUCUGGCUGUACGCGUGCAUAUCCUGCGCGGGCCUGUUCUUCGUCAUCAUGGUCGUGCCGGAGACCAAGGGCCGCGACCUGGAGGAGAUGGACCCGAAGUACGUGCGAACGCUGACGAUAAAUCGAUGAGACAUGGGAACGCACGUAGAGUAUCUAGUAUAGUAUUUAAUGGGCCCCCCCGAGCAAUAGUGUCCUAACCGCCGCCGUUGUCCUUUGUCGUCGCCAGGUUGCUGGUUCUACCACUUUUGCUUGCGCUCGCUUGUUGUUGCGGCGAUGAUUUUAGGCUAGGGCUAGAGAGCAAGACAGAGGCGAGGAGAGGUGAUAGAGAAUGAACGAUUAACGAUAUUUAAAUGUUCCUAAAUGAGUGCGAAUGAAAA